This is a messenger RNA of Penaeus indicus, 1158 nucleotides long. RefSeq names its product tolloid-like protein 1. NCBI's taxonomy places the organism in Eukaryota, Metazoa, Arthropoda, Malacostraca, Decapoda, Penaeidae. The record is from RefSeq and is a predicted model, not a curated record. The coding region runs from base 1 to 1158 and encodes 385 amino acids. The transcript is spliced from 8 exons. Gene Ontology annotation, cellular component: plasma membrane.
AUGGACCAUGAGAUUGAAUUAAAGUUCGUUAUAGCCGAGGCUUAUCCUUCAGAUGCAGUGGCUGUGCGUGUGUGUGGUGCGAAGUGUGGCUCUCCCCGCUAUCAUUCUGGUGGUCUGCGUUCCUCACGCUGUGGCACCUCCACUCCAGCCAACCUAUCUCGCGCCCCUAAUGUUCCUCCAGGCCGAUGCCUCUACUACUUCGACUCCCGCGUAAGUCCUUCAGGUAACCUCUCCUCUCCCGGGUGGCCGACGCAGUAUCCUGCGGGACUCCGUUGCACCUACGUCUUCCAAGGAGAGAUGUUCCAGGCUGUGCAGAUCACCUUCCAUUCCUUCGAGCUACAGAAGCCGUAUAAAGCCGGCUGUCUAUCGGACUACCUCGAUAUAACGACCGUCGACGUAACGGGCGUGAAAGAGUUCGUAGGGCGGUACUGUGGGAGCGAGGUAAUCAAUCCCCUGCUGACGCUGCACCCGAGACUCGAGCUGUUAUUCGUGAGUAACCUGGCUGUGCAGGCGAGAGGAUUCACCGCUUCGUUUACCUACAUGCAUGAAGGUGAGUCAUUAUGCAUGAGCAAGUGCAUGCACGAAUGUACUGCAGUGUUGCUUGGCACAGAGGCCGUGCGCCCCCCCGAGACCGUGGUGGCGGGCCGGGCAGUGUGCGGAGGCCUGGUGGAGGGAUCCGGAGGGCGCCUCGCUUCGCCCGGCUAUCCCGCGAGCUUCCCCGGGGGCCUGUCCUGCACGUGGCUACUGAGGGCGAGGCCUCACUUCCACGUGUACCUCCGCAUUCAGGAACUGCAGCUUCAAGGGAGCAUAGCCAACUGCCGGCGCGCUGAGCUGGCCAUCUACGACGGGUACCGGCCGGUGGGCCACGUGCGGGAGGCCAUGAAGGUGUUCUGCGGAGACCUCCACUACUACCGCAACCAGGCUGACAAGGAGGUCCUCAGCGAGAGGAACAGACUCCUCAUCACUUUCAGGCAACUGCAGCAGGCAAGAGGGCUUCACUUGCCCGAGAUCCGUGUACUGCGUAGGCGUGGCGAGGGACGGUGGCUGCCUGACGACGGCCAACCUGUGCAUCCACCGCGGCCUGGUGUGCGACGGCCAGCCCAACUGCUCCGCUGGCGACGGCGCCGACGAGCCGAGUGUUUUAGUAAUGAAAUCUAA